UUAUGAUAUAAUUUCUCCCUCCCCACCAACCAACCCAAUAGUUCCACUAUAAAUUACGCCCUUUUCUCCAAACUACUCAACACAUCCGCCAAGCCAAAUGGACUCAAGUGCCUCAACCCUCGUUCUUCCCCCCCCAUCCGUCCUCAAAACUCCGACAGAGGAGCCAGUUUUCGACAUAUCCCUCCUGCAGAAACAGCCAAACCUGCCCGCACAAUUCCUCUGGCCUCGCGAGGACACCUACUUUGCUCAAGAACAACUCCAUGAUCCUCCGGUAGACCUAAAGGGCUUCCUCGAUGGCGAUCAAGAAGCAACGGACCUCGCUGCCCGGCAGAUCAAGAACGCCUGUCUCAGCCAUGGCUUCUUCCAAGUCAUCAAUCAUGGCGUCGAUGCAAGUGUCAUUGAAGCGAUGCAUCGACAUACGGACACCUUCUUUAAUCUCCAUGUUAGCAAGAAGAUGGCUCUAUUGAGAAAGCCCGGGGCUCUUUUUGGAUACUCGGGGGCACAUGCCGAUAGGUUUUCAUCCAAUCUUCCAUGGAAAGAGACCUUCUCCUUUAUCUACGAGCAUGCGGAUGGCCCGGGGCACGAUUUGGUCGACUACAUCACGUCGGGUCUAGGCCAAGAUUUUGAAGAAGCGGGUCGUGUUUAUCAGAAGUACUGUGAAGAAAUGAAAAAGUUGUCACUGGUGAUCAUGGAGCUCUUGGCGAUUAGCUUGGGAGUGGAGCAACUUCACUUCAGAGAAUUCUUCCAAGAUGGGUGCUCAAUAUUGAGGUUAAACAACUAUCCACCUCACAAAGAAGCUGGCCUCACUCUUGGAACCGGACCUCAUUGCGAUCCAACUUCCCUAACAAUACUCCAUCAAGACAACGUCGGAGGUCUCGAGAUCUUUCUCGACAACAAAUGGAUAGCCAUUCCCCCUUUUCCCGACUCCUUCGUUGUUAACAUUGGCGACACAUUCAUGGCACUGAGCAACGGGAAAUACAAGAGUUGUCUGCACAGGGCAGUGGUGAACAAGGAGAGAGUGAGGAGGUCAUUCGCGUUCUUCAUGAACCCGAGAGACGACAAGACAGUGCGGCCCCCUCCGAAUCUCGUACGCAGACAAGAGGCAAGACAGUACCCGGAUUUCACGUGGUCGGAUUUGAGAGAGUUCACGCAGAACCACUACAGGGCUGACGCCAAUACCCUCCAAAAAUUUGUCAGACUGGCUCGCGCUCCGAGGAAACAACGGGGCUUCUACCUUAGAUGUUUGAUGUGCUAUGUGAAAAGUUCUUUCUUAAAUUAAAUUUGAUCGAAUUAAAUUAAUUAUAAAGCAAGUAUGAUAUACUUGUUAUGUGAUUGGUCAUUAUAUGAAUUAUAUAUCAAUCACAUUGUAAGUACAUUAUAUUUGUUAUGUAAUUGGUUCAAAUUCGAUUAAUUUCGAUUUAAGUUACCUUUUUUUUUGUGCUUGAAAUGUUUUAAUUUUGGGGGUGGAGGUUGGGGGGUUCCGGUUGGUUUGGUUUAAUUAAUGAAAAGAAUUAAUGUGUGUGUGUGUAGGAGGAGACGAGGAUGAGUUUGGUUUGGUUUUAUUUUCGUUUUUGUCUUUCUUUUGGAUGGAUUGAUUGUAGUAUUCGAUGGUUUGCAUGGUUGAAAUGAAUCAUUACAAGUUUUUUUA
This is a messenger RNA of Sesamum indicum (sesame), 1648 nucleotides long. RefSeq names its product gibberellin 20 oxidase 1-B. Lineage: Eukaryota; Viridiplantae; Streptophyta; Magnoliopsida; Lamiales; Pedaliaceae. The record is from RefSeq and is a predicted model, not a curated record.